Candidula unifasciata is the source of this 969-nucleotide messenger RNA. NCBI's taxonomy places the organism in Eukaryota, Metazoa, Mollusca, Gastropoda, Stylommatophora, Geomitridae. The record is from the annotation of a GenBank genome assembly.
CAGCCACGACGUCUGAGCUCUGGAUCCAUCACUAGCGAUGCUGAGAGUGAGAGCACCGAACCCGACCCCCCUGUGGUGCGCCGAGGACGUCGUGCAGCCAUCUACGAAACUAAGAACUGUGGCGACGUGUCUCCGACCACCCUGUCACCAGAAGCCUCGCCGAGCAACUCCUGUGAUGAAGGGGAAGGAGCCAGUAACAUCGCUGAGAGAUUACGUAGGAGGCGCAGUUCUGUGGACUUAGCUAUGAACAUCUACCCUGGAGACUUGCUAGUUCAAGAGCACCACAAGAAGCUCAUCAAAAGAAACACAAUUGCAGAUUUCUACGCCGCUGCUAAGCAACCAAAUGGCUUUCCGUCACCGCCAGGUAAAGGAAGACAGUCGUUUUCUCUGCUUAAACUGAUGAAGACUAGAAGCAAAGAGUCUUUGACGAAAAUUGGAGACAUCUUAAAACGGUUGAAACCAUCGGAAUUCAAAGAUAACCACUUAGCUGCUUACAAGUCCCUACAUUGGUCAGACUUGAUUGCUAGCUCGGACAAGCAGUGCAACCAGACAGCCAGCAUCUCGGACACAGAAAGGAAGAGAAGAGAGGCCGUCUGGGAGCUGUUUAAGUCUGAAUGUGUGUUUCUCAUCGAUCAUCUCAUGGUGCUUAAACAUUGUUUCCUGGAGCCCCUGAAGAAAGUGCAGGUAGAAGGCAGCCUUAUGUACGCUGAGCCACAAGAUCUGUUUGGCAAUCUUGAUGAACUUUCUUAUGUCAGCUAUACAUUCUGUAAAGACUUUAUUUCUGCUUUGUUGAAAGAUAUGAGCAUAACAGACUUUGGCCGAACCAAUGUUUUACUGAAGGCAUUUCAGCGGUUUUCUGCACAUUCCAGAGAUGGAGCAGUGUACCAUUCCUACUGCCUUAAUUACACCAAUGCUUUAGCACACCUGGAAAAACUGAGGGCCAACACUGAAUUUGCAGAAUUUGAAAAG